This is a messenger RNA of Microbotryum saponariae, 1005 nucleotides long. NCBI's taxonomy places the organism in Eukaryota, Fungi, Basidiomycota, Microbotryomycetes, Microbotryales, Microbotryaceae. The record is from the annotation of a GenBank genome assembly.
AUGACCAGAGCCGCUCUCUUACUCGUCGACGUUCAGUACGACUUUCUCGACCAGCCGACCCCGGGAUCCCUGGCCGUUCCAGGAGGACACGAAAUCCUGCCCCACGUCCAUCAUUUGCUCGACACGGGCGAUUGGCAACUCGUCAUCGCGUCACAGGUCAGUUGAAGCAUAGACUGCCAUUAUAUCCUGCACUGUAUUGAAACCCCAAAGUACCCUGAGGACUUUCAUCCCUCUGAUCACAUCUCCUUCGCCUCGCGCCACCAUCGAGAGCCCUUCACCAAGCUCGUCGUUCCCAGACCACCCUCGCAAGAGGCGCACCAGCAGGAGCUAUGGCCCGAUCAUUGUGUGCAAGGCACACACGGGUGCGCGAUUGAGCGGGGCGUACAACAACGAUUGGAUGCGUGGCAGGGGCCUAAACUCGUCGUACAGAAAGUAAGAUGGGAUUUGACUCGCGUCGGCAUCGUCCUUUCCUCGUUGACUCGACAAAAGUGGGGCUCAGCUUUUCAGAGCCCUCCUUGGCUCGGCUAGCUCAGCCUAACACUGAUCCUCACCACACCGCGGGCUCUUUGGUGGUCUUCUAGGGGACAGAUGAAGACCUGGACGCAUACUCAGCUUUCGCCAUACCCUUGACAGCAAAAGAUCAACAGCUCUCCCUGCUCACUCGAGCACUCAUGGGUACGCUUCCUGCGCUGCACCCAAAGCGCCCGAAUGUCUCGCUGAGCUGAUCCAACUGGGCACCUAUUUGUCCCUAUCAUCCAAAUAGAACACAACAUCGACAUAGUCGUCGUCGUCGGCCUCGCCACCGAGUACUGCAUCAAAGCCUCUGCCCUAGCGGCGAUCGAAGAAGGUCGCACACGAGGAUGGAAGGUUCUGAUCGUUCAAGAGGCCGUCAAAGGCAUCGAUACUGAACAAUCACAACGUGCAUUGGAGGAGCUCGAACGUAAGGGUGCGAGAGUUGUGGCUAUGGCUGAUGUAGAGUUGAAUGCAUUGGCUAAGAAGCGGUGA